This is a messenger RNA of Branchiostoma floridae (Florida lancelet), 1456 nucleotides long. RefSeq names its product methylsterol monooxygenase 1-like. The coding region runs from base 118 to 987 and encodes 289 amino acids. NCBI's taxonomy places the organism in Eukaryota, Metazoa, Chordata, Leptocardii, Amphioxiformes, Branchiostomatidae. Gene Ontology annotation, biological process: sterol biosynthetic process. Gene Ontology annotation, molecular function: iron ion binding; C-4 methylsterol oxidase activity. The record is from RefSeq and is a predicted model, not a curated record. The transcript is spliced from 7 exons.
CACAGCGCUCGACAUACAGGGUGCGGAUUACGAUGCGAUCUUGACAGCCGGCGAACGCAGUUCUACCUGUGUCUCUGAGAUAACUGCAGACUUUAGAGACGAUAGAGUGCAAUAAUCAUGGAGAUGAACGAUUCCGUGAUCACCACAGUUCGGCUGAUGGCCGACUACAUGCCCGACAACCCCCUGAGCGGCCCUUUCGAGGCGAGUUGGCGGUACAUGACGGCUCACUACACCGAGUUCCAGAUUGCAACCUGGGGGUCACUCAUUGUUCAUGAGCUACUCUACUUCCUGAUCUGCCUACCAGGCUUCAUCUUCCAGUUCCUGCCUUUCAUGCAAAAAUACAAGAUCCAAAACGACAAGCCGGAGACGUUGGCCGGACAGUUACAGUGUCUGAAGGUCAUCAUGUUCAACCACUUCUUCAUCCAACUGCCACUCAUGUGCGGAACCUACCACUUCACCCAGUGGUUCGGCAUUCCUUACGACUACGACUCCAUGCCGCCAUGGUACGUGUUGUGCAUGCAGGUGUUCUGUUGUGCCGUGAUUGAGGACCUGUGGCACUACGUUCUGCACCGCAUCAUGCACCACCGCAGGUACUACAAGUACGUGCACAAGGUGCACCACCACUUCCAGGUGCCGUUCGGAGCUGUGGCGGAAUACGCACAUCCGGUGGAGACAGUCGUUUUGGGUACCGGGUUCUUCCUGGGUAUCCUGACGUGCUGCACGCACAUGGUGCAGAUGUGGGCAUGGGUGGCCGUGCGACUGAUCGAGACCAUCGACGUGCACAGCGGCUACGACGUGCCCCUCAACCCGCUUCACCUCAUUCCCUUCUACGGAGGCGCCCGGUUCCACGACUUCCACCACAUGAAUUUCACCGGGAACUACUCCUCAACCUUCACCUGGUGGGACCAGCUGUUCGGCACCGACCAGCAGUACAAGGACUACCAGAAAAAGAUGGCCACUAAGGAGGGCGCAAAGAAACAAGAGUGACCUGUAGUACUUAAGUACAGUGGAAGUGUCUUAGAAGAGCGAUUUCCUUGUAAGAAUAUGUCGUGUACAAUAUGUAAUCAAAUUUAGGACGAUUCAAUUUUUAAGUGUGUGCAAACGUUACUGACAACGAUUAGAGAACAUUUUGUCUGUUUCUGCACCUUUGGUGUUCGUCUCUAGGAAGCAAAGUACCCAUACAAAAUAUAGUUGUAUGAAGAUGAUAUGUGCAGACGUACAAAAACUGACCUAAUAUUAGGUCUGGUAGACACUUUGUGACUUUCUAAAUUGACGUGAUAUUCAUUAUCAAAGCAAGGAUAUAGUAUAUGAAUGUAAAUAGAUUGAGUCCGAUAUAGUGAAUGGUAAUACAGUAAUACACUGCACAUUAUUAUGUAUAAUAUAUUUUUAAUUCUUACAGUUGAUGUUACUGAUAUAAAAGCAGUUGUCAAGUUGGUAUUUGUGGUCUAGUGAUAUA